AUGGGCUUUACUUGAAGGAUUGUGUGUGUGUGUGUGUGUGUGUGUGUGUGUGUGUGUGAGAGAGAGAGAGAAAAAGAGAUUAUAAAUAUAUUUCAUGAGGGAAACUAACUAUUAUUAUAUUUUAGAAGUUUUACUCCCACCAUUUUGUAAGAUACUAUACUAUUUUCAUACGAACGGAGAUUCUGAAAUAAACAUUUGGCGCCCCCUGCUGACCAUAACAGAAGUUGUUUUGUUGUUUAGCUGUGAAAAUGCUUUAGACGUCACCUUUGCUAGUACCUGAUAAUCUAGAAUGUCAAAUAAACACACUUUCAGGUCAUUUGAUAGGCUAACUAGCAACAGACCAACUGACAAUGCAAAUUACCACUUUGUCACCAGAGAGAGCAUGCAAGAGGGAAUUGACAAGGGCGAGUUCAUUGAGAAUGCAGAGUUUUCUGGGAAUAUGUAUGGAACCAGCAAAUCAUCCAUAGAGGACGUUCAGGCACAAAACCUCAUCUGCAUCUUGGAUGUUGACAUACAAGGAGUACAAAACAUUAAGAAGACUGAUCUAAACCCCAUUUACAUCUCCAUUCAGCCACCUUCAAUGGAGAUCCUGGAAAAGCGUCUGAGGGACAGACAAACAGAGACAGAGGACAGUCUACAGAAGCGUCUGGAGGCCGCGAGGAUUGACAUGGAGCUCAGUAAAGAACCUGGAGUUUUCGAUAUUGUGAUCGUUAAUGAUGACCUGGAAGAAGCCUAUGAGAAACUCAAAAGUGUUCUUAUUGAGGAAAUUCAGAAGGUGCAAGAUGCCAAGAAAUAGGAAAGGAUAGGCGGCACUUUUUACCUUUUUGCCCGACAACACAGGACACAAAGCCUUUUUUCCAGCCUUGUACGGUGCAAUUAUAGUGUUAAUUCUCAUGGUGGACUCUGAAAGUUCACUUAAAGGGUUAAACAUCUCACUCUCAGUUGAGGACUCCUCUAAACUCUCUGUUUGCACCUUGAAUAAUGAAGGGAGAAAACUGUAUGGUAACCCAAAAUGAGUUGAGUAAGUGUAUUGAUGACAAUAGAUUGUUUAUCAUCAGCAUGUUAGUUCUAUAAUAGAGAAAUUAUUGUUUUUCAAUAUUUGUGAUCUUUGUAGAGAGCUAAACUACAGCAGGUUUGAUUCUCAGGUAACAGGUUUAAAUGUAUUCACCUUCAUGUUUAUACAUUUGUGUUGGAUAUAAAAUGUUCAAGUGGUUUAGCUAAAAUAAAAUAUAAUAAAAUAAAACUAAAAUUAUAUUAAAGAA
Molecule: messenger RNA, 1262 nt
Organism: Ctenopharyngodon idella (grass carp)
Lineage: Eukaryota; Metazoa; Chordata; Actinopteri; Cypriniformes; Xenocyprididae
Gene: guk1b
Product: guanylate kinase 1b
Exons: 6
Coding region: 290-796 (168 amino acids)
Biological process (GO): purine nucleotide metabolic process
Cellular component (GO): cytosol
Molecular function (GO): GMP kinase activity
Source: RefSeq, a predicted model, not a curated record